Molecule: messenger RNA, 1861 nt
Organism: Hyla sarda
Lineage: Eukaryota; Metazoa; Chordata; Amphibia; Anura; Hylidae
Product: gastrula zinc finger protein XlCGF57.1-like
Exons: 1
Coding region: 4-1584 (526 amino acids)
Source: RefSeq, a predicted model, not a curated record
AUCAUGGAGCGCUCCUCAGGACAAGAUGGAGGGAUCAUGGAGCGCCCCUCAGGACAAGAUGGAGGGAUCAUGGAGCGCCCCUCAGGACAAGAUGGAGAGAUCAUGGAGCGCUCCUCAGGAGAAGACCUCCUUACCCCUAAUGUCCAUCCAGAUCUAUCAUAUAAUAAUCCCCCUGAUCAUGAGGAACCUUCUCCUGACCAACCACACAUUGUUACCACAAGGACAGAGAAGAAAGGGUUCAAAAACUUUCCAUGUGCUGAAUGUGAUAAACACUUUGCUAGAAGAUCAAAUCUUUUUACACACAGAAAAAUUCACACAGGUGAGAAGCCGUAUUCAUGUUCAGAAUGUGGAAAAUGUUUUACAUACAAAUCACUUCUUGUUAAACAUAGAAGAAUUCACACAGGAGAAAAGCCAUAUUCAUGUUCAGAAUGUGGGAAAUACUUUACACGUAAAUCCUAUCUUAUUGUACAUAUGAGAAGUCACACAGGAGAGAAGCCAUAUUCAUGUUCAGAAUGUGGAAAAUGUUUUACACAUAAAUCACUUCUUGUUAAACAUAGAAGAAUUCACACAGGAGAAAAGCCAUAUUCAUGUUCAGAAUGUGGGAAAUACUUUACACGUAAAUCCUAUCUUAUUGUACAUAUGAGAAGUCACACAGGAGAGAAGCCUUAUUCAUGUUCAGAAUGUGGUAAAUGCUUUAAUGGUAAAUCCCAUCUUAUUAUACAUGAGAAAAAUCACACAGGAGAAAAGCCGUUUUCAUGUUCAGAAUGUGAGAAAUGUUUUACAUCUAAAUCACUUCUUGAUAAACAUAAGAUAAUCCACACAGGAGUAAAGCCAUAUUCAUGUUCAGAAUGUGGGAAAUGCUUUAAUGGUAAAUCCCAUCUUAUUAUACAUGAGAGAAUUCACACAGGAGAAAAGCCGUAUUCAUGUUCAGAAUGUGGGAAAUGUUUUAUAAAGAAAGCAAAUCUUAUUGACCAUCAGAGAAUUCACACAGGAGAGAAGCCGUAUUCAUGUUCAGAAUGUGGGAAAUGUUAUAGACAUAAAACUGAUCUUGUUACACAUAAGAGAAUCCACACAGGAGAGAAGCCGUAUUCAUGUUCAGAAUGUGGGAAAUGCUUUAUAAGCAAAUCAUAUCUUGUUAGUCAUGAGAAAAUUCACACAGGGGAGAAGUCAAAUUCAUGUUUAGAAUGUGGAAAAACCUUUAAAUAUAAAUCAAAUCUUCUUCGACAUAAGAGCAUUCACACAGGAGAGAAGCCAUAUUCAUGUUCAGAGUGUGGGAAAUGCUUUAGACUAAAAACAGAUCUUAUUAUACAUGAGAAAAUUCACACACAAGAGAAGGCGUAUUCAUGUUCAGAAUGUGGGAAAUGUUUCAUAAGGAAAACACAUCUUAACGUACAUGAGAGAAUUCACACAGGAGAAAAGCCAUAUUCGUGUUUAGAUUGUGGGAAAUGUUUUAGACAGAAAUCAGAUCUUGUUAAACAUGAGAGAAUUCACACACAGGAGAAUCCAUAUUCAUGUUCAGAAUGUGGGAAAUGUUUUGUACAAAAACGAAAUCUUGUCGCACAUGAGAGAAUUCACACACGAUAGAGGCCACUUUAAUGUUCUGUGUGCGAAAAAUGUUUUACAUAGAAAUCAGAUUUUGAAACUCAUCAGCGAAGAAACCCCGCCCCCAUAACUAUACCUGAUUGGACAGAAUUGUGGCAGAACAUGCACCAGAAUAAUGUUGUGUAGAAUUAAUUACUUCAUGUAACAGUCGUAAUAAGGUGCGACCGGGGCCAAAUCCUGUGUAUUAUAUCAUUUAGUGAUGAAUAAAUCUUUAGCGCAUUUUAUUAUUGUAUCUUCUAUUUACUCCAUAUUUCUAUUA